Nicotiana attenuata is the source of this 903-nucleotide messenger RNA. RefSeq lists its product as uncharacterized. Gene Ontology annotation, molecular function: catalytic activity. NCBI's taxonomy places the organism in Eukaryota, Viridiplantae, Streptophyta, Magnoliopsida, Solanales, Solanaceae. The record is from RefSeq and is a predicted model, not a curated record. The transcript has 2 exons. The coding region runs from base 1 to 903 and encodes 300 amino acids.
AUGGAAGGCAGUACAAGUUGGCAGAUGAUGGUAAAGCUGGAAAUAGGAUGGGAGAAGAAGAAGGGAAAGCACCACCUAAUCCAAAAUCUAUAUGAAGAUAGUCACUUGGAAUCCAUUUAUGGAUUGCAUACCAUUGCUCAUAGGUGUGACAUGUGGGAAGCACUAAGGAGGAUAGAUUCUCAGAUGAAUAACUCCUGGCUAAUCAUGGGAGACUUUAAUGCAAUAAGGGAUAUUGAAGAUAGGGUAAAUGGCACAGUGGUACAGGAAAAUGAGAUCAAAGACUUUAGAUCUCUAAUGGAGGACUGCAGAUUGAAUGAAGUUGGAACUGUGGGUAGAUCUUAUACAUGGAGAAAUAGCCGUUUUUAUAGUAGAAUCGACAGAGCCAUAGUCAAUGCACACUGGAUGAUAAACAUGCCUCCAAUGCAAGUACAUGUGAUGGAUCCUCAGUUCUCUGAUCAUUCUCCAUUAUGUAUAGAGUUGGAAGUAGAACUGGAACAUAAAGGGAGACCUUUCAAGUUUUUUAAUUGUCUUGCUGAGCAUCCAGAUUUUGAUAGUAUAAUUAGAGACAUAUGGAAUAAGGAGAACAGAAGUAUGAAAGACAUCUGGCACAAUCUAAAAAGUGUCAAAGUGGCCCUUAAGAGUCUGAACAAAAGGGAAUUUACCAGUACAACAAACGAGGUUCAACAAUUGAGGGAGGAGUUAGCCAACAUUCAAGCACAGAUGAGAACCACUACAACAAUAGCUGACAUGUUUGAAUCAGAAAGAAAUGCAAAAAAUCAACUAGAAAAAUGGAGUACAAUAGAGGAGAGCAUCUAUAGACAAAGAUCUAGAAUCCAAUGGCUCCAAUUGGGUGAUACCAACACAGCCUUUUUCUUUGCAAGCAUGAAAGGGAGAGCAGCAUAG